AUGACGAAAAGAAGACCAACGACGAAAUCGCCCCUAGCUAAAGACGCGUCCGCCUCGAAGCUCAAGCAAGAUCAACCGCUUCGCACCAUCUCUCGCUUUUGGCGAAGGGAGGCCGGCACUACCCCCGUCAAUAGGAAGGGAGAGAAGCGGUACGACGGGAGUCUGCUCAAGGCCCUAUUGAACACGUUCUUCUGGCACUGGUGGGCCAGCGGAUGCAUGAAGCUCUGCGCGGACACGCUGAACACGACGACGCCUCUUCUCAACAAGCACCUCCUCUCCUGGCUCUCGCUCUCGUACACGUACGCCGAGCUCUCCGAAGCUGAGCGGGCUGACGCCUUCAAGCCGCACGGUGUCGGUUACAGCAUAGAGCUCGCGUUCGCGCUGUCAUCGGCACCGUCUUCCGCAAGUCGCUUCGCCUGUCAGGACCACUCCGUUGGCCAGAUCACGACGAUGAUCUCCACCGAUUCGUCACGGAUCGACCGUGCCUCCGCCAUGGUGCACAACCUCUGGUUCGGGCGGAUCCAGAUCGUGAUCGGCGUCGCGCUGCUCAUCAACAACUUGGGGUACUCGGCGCUGGUAGGACUCGCAGUCCUUCUGCUCGCCUUUCCGGUACAGCUUCUCCUCGUCCGCGUCAUGUUCCGGAUGCGCCGGCAAGGGGUGCAGAUCACCGACAGUCGCGGCAUUCGGCUCGUGAAGCAGUACGCCUGGGAAGCGUUUUACGCGCGCCAGAUCAGCAGCCUCCGUGGAUCGGCCGCUAUGCAGCACGAUUUGUAA
This is a messenger RNA of Punctularia strigosozonata HHB-11173 SS5, 774 nucleotides long. RefSeq lists its product as uncharacterized. The record is from RefSeq and is a predicted model, not a curated record. The coding region runs from base 1 to 774 and encodes 257 amino acids. Lineage: Eukaryota; Fungi; Basidiomycota; Agaricomycetes; Corticiales; Punctulariaceae. Gene Ontology annotation, molecular function: ATP binding; ABC-type transporter activity. The transcript is spliced from 5 exons. Gene Ontology annotation, cellular component: membrane. Gene Ontology annotation, biological process: transmembrane transport.